Talaromyces amestolkiae is the source of this 687-nucleotide messenger RNA. RefSeq lists its product as uncharacterized. The record is from RefSeq and is a predicted model, not a curated record. The transcript is spliced from 3 exons. The coding region runs from base 1 to 687 and encodes 228 amino acids. Lineage: Eukaryota; Fungi; Ascomycota; Eurotiomycetes; Eurotiales; Trichocomaceae.
AUGGACGAAACAACUCCUCUCCUCCCAGAACGGAAUGACGAUGACCACCACGAUGAGAAUCCUAUCACAACGCGACGAACGUCAUCCUCGUCAAGAAUUCUCAUAAUACUCAACUGGACAUCCAUCAUUAUAUCAGCCUUGAACUUUGUUUACAGCCUCACCGUCUUUCUGGUUGUGCGACUCUCAUCAUACUAUGGCUAUCUCAACUGGACAGCGAGAGAAACCUUCCAAGUCUCGCUCCUUCUGGCCUUCCUAUCCUCAAUCGUCAGCUUAUUCGGCAUCUACAAACUGACGUUCCAGAAUCGCAGCGGAUGGCUUCUUAUUAACCUCAUCUUCGAUCCGUUGAUCGUGUUUCUCUUUAUGUUCAGCCCUGCUAUUACUCGUUGGGAGAUCUCAUCCUGGGUUUACUGUUCCGCCCCUGGUCGGGGCUUUCCAGAUCCAGGGUUCGAGGCGAGAUGUGACAAAUUUGCGAGCUAUAUCAGCGCAGCGAUUCUCGUGGCGUUUAUAUUUCAUUUGAUAAUAUUGUCUAUACAUCUAGUUUUUUUUAUCUGCGAUGUUGUGCUGGGAGUGCAGAGACUCAGGCAGAACGGCUUGGGGUGGAGGUUCCCGACUGGCCAGUUUACCGUGGAGUUUACGGUCAAGGUCUUGAAACAGAGAGACGAUAGUCAUGGACUCGUGGAAAGCUGA